AUGACGCCAACUUUAGGGCCCAAUGGGCCUCGCGACCUUGUACAAUCCAAAGAUGUCCAGGGGUUGCGUGCCCUCGGUGGGGUAAAAGGUUUGGAGGAAGGACUGCGAACCGACGUUCACUCCGGUCUGAGCCUGGACGAGACCUACCUAGGUGCUCCUGUGAAUGUCGCUGGAAGUACUACAAGCACUGCGCCAACAGAAAAGGUCCCCAUCCCUAAACUUCCUAUCCCGGCAGAGUUCGAUGACGAUGCAUUCAUCGACAGAAGGAAAUUCUUUGGGGACAAUCGCCUACCCAUAAAGCAAUCCCCCAGCUUCCUGUCACUGAUGUGGGCAGCCUACAACGACCACGUCCUGUUCCUUCUAACUGGCGCUGCUAUUAUAUCGCUUGCUUUGGGGCUAUAUCAGACAUUCGGAACUAAACAUACUGCUAAUAACCCACCCGUUGAAUGGGUGGAGGGUGUUGCCAUCCUCGUCGCUAUCGUCGUCAUUACUCUCGCCGGUGCUGCGAAUGACUAUCAAAAGGAGUACAAGUUCCGGAAACUCAACAAGAAACAGCAAGAUCGCAAUGUUUGGGUCCUUCGAUCCGCGAGGGUUCAUGACGUUCCCAUCUCUGAGGUUGUUGUUGGUGAUAUUGUCCACAUCAGCCCGGGGGAUAUCGUACCUGCCGAUGGAGUGUUGAUAAGGGGUCAUCAGGUCAAAUGCGAUGAGUCCUCGGCAACUGGCGAGUCUGAUCCGGUCGAUAAAAGCGCUAUCGAUACAAACCUUCCUAAUGGCUCUCAUGAGAUCGAUCCCUUCAUUCUCUCUCAUACCAAGGUCGUGGAAGGCGUCGGUGCAUACCUCGUCUUGGCUACGGGCACCAAAUCAAGCUAUGGAAGAAUCCUCCUCUCUCUCGACACCGAUCCAGGGUUCACACCGCUUCAAGUACGGCUCAGCGUUCUUGCAAAGAAUAUCGCCCGCUUUGGUGCACUUGCGGCGCUUGUGCUGUUCGUAAUCUUGUUCAUAAAAUUCUGUGUCGGCCUCCGGAAUAGCGCUGAAUCCGCCUCGGAAAAGGGGCAAUCAUUUUUGAAUGUCUUCAUUCUGGCCUUGACUGUCGUUGUGAUCGCAGUCCCCGAAGGACUUCCUUUGGCAGUUACACUUGCGUUGUCAUUCGCCACUACUCGAAUGAUGAGAGAUAACAACUUGGUUCGACAGCUCCGAGCGUGCGAAACGAUGGGACAAGCCACAGAUAUCUGCUCCGACAAGACGGGAACGUUGACACAGAAUGAGAUGACUGUUGUCGCAGGUUUCUUCGGUGCUACCUCACAAUUUACCGAUCGAGCUAGCAGUCCAGAUAUUUUGGAUGAAGAAAAUUCUUUAUCUGUGGCAAAGUGCAUGGGUCGUCUCUCAGGUCAAUCAAGAUCGCUUUUGAGGCAAUCUAUCGCGGUCAACUCGACCGCAAUUGAAAGCCAGUAUGACGGGGGUCGGCAAUUUCUUGGGUCCCAAACAGAGGCAGCCUUAUUGAGAUUUUCCCAGGACUAUCUCGAGCUAGGUCAGCUUGACUUUGAUCGUGCCAGUGCGGAAGUUGUGGAUCUUUUGCCUUUUGACGCUUCUCGCAAAUACAUGAUCACGGUUGUCAAACUGGGUAGCGGGUUGUAUCGAUCAUAUGUGAAGGGUGCUCCUGAGAUUCUCCUUAAGAAAUGUGUGGCCACAAUUUCACAGCCAAUUCAAGGGCUUAGUACUGCUCCAAUCACGGAUGAUGUUGUUGAACAAAUACUCCAGACAAUAUCUCGGUACGCCUCACGGUCCUUGCGCACAAUUGCGAUUUGCUUCCGUGAUGUAGAAGAGCUGCCUUUUAGAGGCGAGGAGGAAACUAUCGACUUCGAGGAGCUGAUGAAAGAGCUUACCUUUCAUGGAAUUUUGGGUCUACGAGACCCUCUCCGGGCCGAUGCUCGGGGUGCUGUGGAGACCAGUCAUAAAGCAGGUCUAACUGUGCGCAUGGUUACCGGUGAUAACCUUUUAACGGCAAGAGCCAUUGCAGAAGAAUGCGGGAUCAUUAACAGUCCAGAUGAUCUUGUGAUGGAAGGCAGCAAAUUCCGUGCGAUGGAUGAAUCACUGCAAAAGGAGCUAGUUCCACGCCUCAAGGUCCUUGCUCGAUCUCGUCCAGAUGAUAAGCGUGUUCUGGUCCAGCGUCUAAAGGAUCUUGGAAGAGUUGUUGCUGUCACUGGAGACGGUACCAAUGAUGCCCCUGCCCUUGCAGCUGCUGAUAUCGGGUUCUCGAUGGGAAUAUCCGGCACUGAAAUUGCUCGUGAGGCUUCCUCCAUUGUCCUGAUGGAUGAUACAUUUUCUUCAAUUGUUAAGGCUAUCAUGUGGGGAAGAGCAGUCAGCGAUGCCGUCAAGAAAUUUUUGCAGUUCCAAAUCACCAUCACCUUCACCUCCGUGGGCCUAGCAUUUGUCUCUGCGGUAGCCAACUCAUCGCAAGAGUCAGUUCUUACACCAGUGCAGCUCAUGUGGGUAAACCUCUUCCAAGACACUCUGGCAGCUCUGGCGCUAGCAACCGACCCCCCUCCUCGCCGGAUCCUUGACCGCAAACCUGAGCCAACAUCUACACCUUUGAUUACCCCUACGAUGUGGAAGAUGAUCAUUGGCCAAUCUGUGUAUCAGAUGGUAGUAACACUCGUUUUAUACUUCGCGGGCUCUUCUAUAUUCUCCUACCACAGUGCCCUUCAAACAUCACAGUUACAGACUGCUGUUUUCAACACCUAUGUCUGGAUGCAAAUAUUCAACAUGUACAACAAUCGACAAAUUGAGCGAUCAUUUAACCUAAUCGAAGGGAUCCAUCAUAACUGGCUCUUCAUAGCAAUCACCUGUAUCAUGAUGGGAGCUCAGAUCCUGAUUAUGUUCGUCGGCGGGCGGGCAUUCUCAAUCACGAAGUUGACUGGCGAUCAAUGGGCAUAUUCCAUCGUCCUUGGUGCAAUAUCUAUUCCCAUCGGAUUCCUUCUGCAAGCUAUCCCCAAUGUUGUUGUUGAGAAACCAAUGGCAGGCAUGGGGAGGCUAUGGGACCGCUUAUGCCGUCGGUGA
Penicillium crustosum is the source of this 3057-nucleotide messenger RNA. RefSeq lists its product as uncharacterized. The record is from RefSeq and is a predicted model, not a curated record. Gene Ontology annotation, biological process: calcium ion transmembrane transport; intracellular calcium ion homeostasis. NCBI's taxonomy places the organism in Eukaryota, Fungi, Ascomycota, Eurotiomycetes, Eurotiales, Aspergillaceae. The coding region runs from base 1 to 3057 and encodes 1018 amino acids. Gene Ontology annotation, cellular component: intracellular membrane-bounded organelle; membrane. The transcript has 4 exons. Gene Ontology annotation, molecular function: P-type calcium transporter activity; ATP hydrolysis activity; ATP binding.